GUGUCGUUCAUUGCUAGCAAGCUGCUAUCUAGCUAGUGACGUGUUAUUGGCCACUGAUAAUGCUGCUACCAAAACAGCAAGCGAGCCGUAGCUAUGCAAACGUCAUACACAUUAACAAGGAAGACAGCUAAUAUCUACUUCAAAUACGAGGCACUGACUCCUGGUUGACGACCAAGUGGGAAUUGGAUGACAAUGUAUGCACCACCGGGUACCACUGUCCCCGGAAGCCGGCGAAGGAGAGGGGGUACUGCACUGCCCAAGCAGCCAGAGCGAAGCCUGGCUUCUGCCCUCCCCGGAGCACUGUCCAUCACGGCUCUAUGUACGGCCUUGGCCGAACCAGCUUGGGUCCGAGUUCAUGGAGGGACGUGUCCCAAGCAGGAGCUUGGAGUGGCUGAUGUCCUGGGAUACAUUGACCCGAAACUCCUGGAGGAUUAUUGUGUGAACUCCCAGACCAUCUUGCUGCUAAGGGUCAUUGCUGCCUUCUGCUUCCUGGGCAUCCUAUGCAGCUUGAUAGCGUUCCUUUUGGAUGUCUUUGGGCCCAAGCACCCUGCCCUCAAGAUCACCCGCAGAUACGCAUUUGCGCACAUUCUCACAGUGCUGCAGUGUGCCACAGUAAUCGGGUUCUGCUACUGGGCCUCAGAGCUCAUCUUGUCGCUACAGCAGCAGCAUAAGAAGUACCACGGAUCACUCAUCUAUGUCACGUUUGCCAUUAGCUUCUACCUGGUGGCGGGGGCUGGCGGCGCCUCUAUUCUGGCCACAGCUGCCAACCUGCUGCGCCACUACCCCACAGAGGAGGAGGAGCAGGCUCUAGAGCUUCUCUCAGAGAUGGAGGAGAGCAGUGAAACAUAUCCUGCCGAUUAUGACAUUGCCAACCAGUUCCAGCCGCCUCCUGCAUACACGCCUUAAUGUAGCCAGCCUGGCCACUUCUUUCUCUUACAUCCAUGCUUCUCUAUGAGCACAUCUAUUGGCCUUGUCUCAAACACCUACAGAUAUGUGAUCCAAAAACUGUACCCAAUGGAUAUUCUCUGCAAAUACUCUGCUUUCUAUAAUCAACAUCAACACAAAUGGACACACUUAUUUCUUGAUUGUGGGUGCUUGAGUGCAUGAAAGCUUCCUAUUACGGUGGCAGAGAUUCAAUACUUGAUUCGUGUUUUCACCACUGAAGCUUGGCUUUUAGGAAUUUGCAUGUAUAUGUCAUUAAGGACUUGACCCUUACAUGUAAAGCAAGAGAAACUGGCAAUAUAUGGGGUGUUAUUUUAAGAACUGUUGUACGGUUUGGGUCUACACCUGGUUUAUUGAAUGAUCAGAUAUGGUGUGAGACUCAACAUAGUGUAUGACAGUGUUUUAAGUCAUGGCUUAACAAAGGUCAAGUUCAGAAGUUUGGGCUUUUGACAGUGUGGCAUUGGUAUUGGGCAUUGGUUUGAAGUGUUAAAUGACCGCUUAACAUCGAUCAUUUGAGUGAACUUUGACUUGCCUGCCAUGUGAUUAUAAUUGGACAUUUUAUCAGUUAAACCUGAAAGGCACCAAGGUUAAACACACUGAAUUUUAGACAUUUAUUUCUCAAUUGAAAUGGACCAUUAUUUAUUAACUGUCUGUCCCUGGUGUGGUAACUUUUUUUUAUGUGAAUGCAAGGCACUGUUUUGCAUUUUAUUUAGUCUGAACAGUUGUGCAGUUCUGAACUUGGAAGUCAAUAGGUUUUCCGUAUUAAGAUUGGUUAAUCACAGUAGUAGUAAAAAUAGUUGUUUUACAUAAACAUGGCCAGUGAUUGAGGCCCAAAUUGUUAUGCAAGUAAUUAAUUGAAAGCCAAGAGAAAUGUAAAGUUUUUCAUGGUUCUGCAAUGUACGUUAUUCACAUUUUUUGGAUAUUGGACAAAUAGAGGAACAUUAUUUUCUCUUUUUAACAACUGGCAAAAAAGGGUAGUAUGCCAUUGUAGAUGUAGACUCAUCCUCUGUCCACAAUGCAUUGGUCAUUUCAUAAAUUCAAUCAUUUCACUCAAAUGUAUCCAACUGAAUGACAACUUUUAUUUGUACUUUGUGAUUACUUAACUUGAGUUAUGUGUGUUGACUGUGCAUGAGUUCUUCCCCCUGACCCUCAGGAUUGUGAGAAUCUUAUUGAAAUCUUUUGGGAUGGAAUACUUCACACGAGUAAUCUCAACUUGUGUUAGGAUUCAGCUUUUUUUUUCAUGUGAAUAAUAAUCUAGUUGUACAAGUGAUUUGUUGCUCUAUUGUUUAUUUUGAUAUUGUUUGUUUUAUUUUUGCCUUUCUGCUUUUACUUUCAUAAGUGUGUAGAAAUGUUAAGUAAAAUAUUGUGGACAGUUUAUAUAUAAAGCUGGUCGUAUUCUAAAUAAAAAAUAAAUGUCCAA
Messenger RNA from Oncorhynchus keta (chum salmon), 2362 nucleotides. RefSeq names its product transmembrane protein 127. Lineage: Eukaryota; Metazoa; Chordata; Actinopteri; Salmoniformes; Salmonidae. Gene Ontology annotation, biological process: negative regulation of cell population proliferation; negative regulation of TOR signaling. The record is from RefSeq and is a predicted model, not a curated record. Gene Ontology annotation, cellular component: membrane. The transcript has 4 exons. The coding region runs from base 187 to 906 and encodes 239 amino acids.